AUGCUGUACGAAUUAAUUCUUCUGGGAGUUACGUCGAUCUUUCUUCUGGCUGGAUGUUCCAAGAAAAAAGCGGCUCCAUCGGUAGCCAAGUCGCCUGUGAAUCCUCCAAAGGAGGUAGCUGCAAGCACGACAAAGUCUCCAGUGAGCAAGUCUCCAGCAAAGGAUACAGAGGGAGAUGAGAAGAAGGAUACAGAGGGAGAUGAGAAGGGUACAAAGGGAGACAAGAAGGAUGAUGAUAAGAAGGAUGAUGAUGAGAAGAAGGAUGAUAAGAAGAAGUCAGAUGAGAAGGACGACGAGAAAAAAGAGGAUGAUGGGGAGAAGAAAAAGGAUGAUGAUGAGAAGGACGAUGAUAAGAAAGAAGAUGAUAAGGGCAAGAAGAAAGAAGCUUUAAUUCGUGUCGAUCCAACAGAACUCACUUUUGAAACAGCAACCACGAGCCAGAAAAAGCUUCGUUUGAAAAAUUUGACGAGCAAGAGAUUGAUGUUCAAGAUGAAGGCAUCUACUACGAACGCUUACUUGAUCAAUCCGGUAUUCGGGAAAAUCGAGCCGAACAACUUUGCGGACGUUAUGAUAACGCAUCGACCAUCGGCAAAGAGAGAGGAUAAACUUGUGAUUUUAACAACGGAAAUGUUGGGAAAAGAGAUCGAAAUGGCAAAAACAUUCAAACAAAUUAAGACAACUGGUGCUGAUGUUAAUGUCAAACUCGUCGCUGCUUGA
This is a messenger RNA of Caenorhabditis briggsae, 717 nucleotides long. Lineage: Eukaryota; Metazoa; Nematoda; Chromadorea; Rhabditida; Rhabditidae. The record is from RefSeq and is a predicted model, not a curated record. The transcript is spliced from 5 exons. The coding region runs from base 1 to 717 and encodes 238 amino acids.